This is a messenger RNA of Dermochelys coriacea (leatherback sea turtle), 1884 nucleotides long. RefSeq names its product UBA domain containing 2 (gene UBAC2). The transcript has 9 exons. Bases 1 to 1266 code for a protein of 421 amino acids. The record is from RefSeq and is a predicted model, not a curated record. Gene Ontology annotation, molecular function: protein binding; serine-type endopeptidase activity. NCBI's taxonomy places the organism in Eukaryota, Metazoa, Chordata, Testudines, Dermochelyidae.
AUGGCGGCUCCCGCCCGCUCCGCCUCGGGCGGCCUGCAGGGAGGCGGCGGGACCGGAAGAGGGCGCCGGGGAUUCACGGGCGGCCCGGUUUGGCUCCUCCCGGCCGCCUUACAGCUCCUCCCCGGGCCCCGCCGAGCCUCCCCGGGCUGGCUCCGACCUCCUGGGGCUUCUCGGGAGACUCCCCGGCGGGCUGGGCUGGGCUGGUCGCCGCCCCCUCCAGCCCCGGGGACCAUGUUCCCCAGCACCGGCUCCAACGGGCUGUAUAAAGCACCUCUGUCAAAGAGUCUUUUAUUAGUUCCAAGUGCCCUGUCGGUUCUAUUGACUCUGCUCUUCCAACAUUAUCAGAAGUUCUUCACAUAUAACCUACAAGCUGUAAAAGAGGAUUUUCAGAUUUGGAGACUUGUAUUUGGGAGAACAGUAUGUCUUGAUCUGAAAGAUGCAUUCUGCAGUAGCUUGCUCAUUUAUAACUUUAGGAUAUUCGAAAGAAGAUAUGGCAGCCGAAAAUUUUCAUCCUUUUUAUUGGGCUCCUGGAUGCUGUCAGCUUUGUUUGAUCUUCUCCUUGUAGAAGCUGUGCAAUAUGCAUUUGGCAUCACCAUCAGCAGUUUGCCUUCUGGAUUCUUGGGUCCUGUAUUUGCUCUGUUUGUACCAUUUUUUUGCUCCAUUCCAAGGAUGCAAGUGACACAAAUAUUAGGCCAAUUUCCCAUCACAAACAAGACGUUGGUCUAUAUACUGGGUUUACAGCUCGUAACCUCUGAUUCCUACAUCUGGAUUGUAGCCGUAAGUGGACUGAUUUCUGGGAUGUGCUACAGCAGUAGUGUGCUAAAAGUUCAUCAGGUGAUUUGUGUUCCCAGCUGGCUGGCAAAGAUAUUUUCUUGGACUCUUGAACCAGUAUUCUCAUCUGCAGAACCAUCCAACGAGAUUCGAGUGGGAAUGGGAGCAACAGUGGACAUCCAGAGACAGCAGAGAAUGGAAUUACUGGAUCGUCAAAUCAUGAUGUCUCAGUUUGCACAGAUGAGACGGCAAAGACAACAGCAGGGCAGGGUGAUUAACUGGAAUCGACUCUUUCCUCCUUUACGUCGUAGACAUCAUGCAAAUUAUCAAGAUAAUCGCCAGUCUGAGCAAGAGGCAGCUCCACCUGCUGAGGUUUCUGAGGAACAGGUUGCUCGACUUAUGGAAAUGGGAUUUUCCAGGGUAGAUGCUUUGGAAGCUCUGAGAGCUUCAAAUAAUGACCUUAAUGUAGCUACCAACUUCCUACUGCAGCACUGAUUAUUGCUUCUGAUGAAAAACUUUAGUUGAUAUGUUUAUCUACCAUCAGAAAGAGGAUCAAAGCUACCUGCUGGAUAGACUCAUAAAGAGCAAAAGCCAAGAAGAAAAAAUGUCUACUAUACGCAACGUUUCAAAGUAGUGUUAACGGAUGACACUGACUGUUCCUAAACCCCCCAAAUAAAGUGGUGGUUAUUGUUCUGGUUAUUCUUUAAAAGUAACUUUUAUCUCUAUAUGUUACAUGAUAUCAUCAAAAUUUAUUUAAAAAAAAUUGGUGUAUUUCUCUUUUAAAUCAGUAUUAGAGAUAUUAUCAUUAUUAAUAACUAGGAAAUACAGAAGCAACUCAAACUGCUGCAAACAGCUAAAUUUACAUAUCAGGAAAAAUUACAAUUCUAUUCUUUUUUUCAAUUUCUUUGCUCUAAAACUGUAACUAUUAUUUAAUAUUUUACAGUAUUUUGAUUUUUGAUCACAGUAAUGAGAAAAUGUUCAGAUGUGGUGGGUAAUGUUAUUUCCAUAAAGAAUUAUGGAACUAACAUGUCAUUCAUCAAGAAGUUUUAUUAAUAUUUGUAAUAUUUUCUCUCUCAAUACUUUUUAAAUAAAAGUUGUCAUUCAGUACCAUAA